Messenger RNA from Venturia canescens, 1535 nucleotides. It is a transcript of the gene Cdk8, whose product is annotated as cyclin-dependent kinase 8. The coding region runs from base 6 to 1373 and encodes 455 amino acids. Gene Ontology annotation, biological process: protein phosphorylation. The transcript is spliced from 11 exons. Gene Ontology annotation, molecular function: protein serine/threonine kinase activity; ATP binding. NCBI's taxonomy places the organism in Eukaryota, Metazoa, Arthropoda, Insecta, Hymenoptera, Ichneumonidae. The record is from RefSeq and is a predicted model, not a curated record. Gene Ontology annotation, cellular component: nucleus.
UAAUCAUGAUGGAUUACGAAUUUAAAAUGAAGACCCAGAAGGAUCGGACCAAGGUCGAGGAUCUCUUUGAAUUUGAAGGAUGUAAAGUUGGGAGAGGUACUUAUGGACACGUCUACAAAGCUAGACGAAAAGAGGGAGUGCCUGACAGUGAAUUGAAAUCACGUCCUGACACAAAAGACUUCGGACUCAAACAGAUAGAAGGAACUGGACUUUCCAUGUCAGCUUGCAGAGAAAUCGCACUACUUCGAGAACUAAAGCAUAUUAACGUCAUCACUCUUAUAAGGGUAUUUCUCUCUCACAACGAUCGUAAAGUGUGGCUACUUUUUGAUUUUGCUGAACAUGACCUCUGGCACAUCAUCAAGUUUCAUAGAUCUGCAAAAGCUAAUAAAAAGCCAGUUAUGGUUCCUAAAGGCAUGGUGAAAUCCUUGCUGUACCAAAUUCUUGAUGGCAUUCAUUAUUUACAUUCCAACUGGGUUCUCCACAGGGAUUUGAAACCAGCCAAUAUAUUAGUAAUGGGCGAAGGGAAUGAAAGAGGGCGUGUCAAAAUAGCCGAUAUGGGUUUUGCACGUUUGUUCAAUGCUCCGCUAAAACCUUUGGCCGAUCUAGAUCCUGUAGUCGUAACUUUCUGGUACAGAGCACCAGAAUUACUUUUGGGUGCGAGACAUUACACAAAAGCCAUCGACAUAUGGGCUAUCGGCUGUAUAUUCGCUGAGCUACUCACCUCCGAGCCAAUUUUUCAUUGUAGACAGGAAGACAUAAAAACUAGCAAUCCUUAUCAUCACGAUCAAUUGGAUCGAAUAUUCAACGUCAUGGGUUUUCCACUAGAGAAAGAUUGGGAGGAUAUUAAAAAAAUGCCCGAACACCCGACUCUUCAAAAAGACUUCAAACGAUCAAAUUACGCCAAUUGUUCGCUAACAAAAUACAUGGAACGCCAUAAAAUAAAACCCGACAGUAAAGCAUUUAAUUUAUUACAAAAAUUACUUAUGAUGGAUCCGAAUAAACGUAUCACUUCGGAACACUCGAUGCAAGACGCAUAUUUCCAAGAAGAACCACUUCCAACACAAGACAUCUUUGCCGGGUGUCCAAUACCGUAUCCGAAAAGAGAGUUCUUGACGGAUGACGAUACUGAAGAAAAGACUGAAAACAAAGCUCGUCAAAAUCAGCAACAAACGCAACAGAAUCAACCCCAGCAAGGAAACAGCGAGCACAAUCAUGGGCAAAAUCCUAAACGAGUUAGACUCAACGGUCCACACGGUGCUCCUGAAUUUCAUCAGCACCAAAGCCAUGCGAUGUCUCAUCAACAACCACAGGGCAUGGUUUAUUCGACUGCGCAACCAACACAACCAGCAAAUUUUCAUCAACGGUUCCAGUAAAAUGUCAUCGAUUCUCAAUACACCGUACAAUUUCCAUUCACAUCUGUAAUAUUAAUAGGUUCUUGGCGGUAUUAUCCAUCAAUUUGUAUAUCGACUAAAAGAUGUUGAGAUAAAGUUCUGUAUAUUCAUUCGAUUACUAUAAUACAUUUUUAUUUAUAAUAA